This is a messenger RNA of Colletotrichum spaethianum, 600 nucleotides long. RefSeq names its product putative pectate lyase F. The coding region runs from base 1 to 600 and encodes 199 amino acids. Lineage: Eukaryota; Fungi; Ascomycota; Sordariomycetes; Glomerellales; Glomerellaceae. Gene Ontology annotation, cellular component: extracellular region. The record is from RefSeq and is a predicted model, not a curated record. The transcript is spliced from 3 exons. Gene Ontology annotation, molecular function: pectate lyase activity. Gene Ontology annotation, biological process: pectin catabolic process.
AUGCAGAUUCUCAAGUUCGGCCUGGUGCCCCUGCUGGCUGCCCUCCCUGGCGCCCUUGCCUGUAACGGCUACACCGGUGGUGUCCCCAAGGCCACCGGCACCGACGCUGUCUUCUACAUCCAGGCCGGCGGUACCCUAAAGAACGCCAUUAUUGGCAAGAAUCAGGCCGAGGGUGUCCACUGCAACGGACACUGCACUCUCGAGUUCGUCUGGUUCGAGGAUGUUUGCGAGGACGCCAUAUCUAUCAAGAAUGACAAGGCUGGCACUCAGUCCUGGAUUAUCGGUGGCGGUGCCUACCAUGCCUCCGAUAAGGUCAUCCAGCACAAUGGCUGCGGAACCGUCAACGUGAUCAACUACUACGUUGAAGACUAUGGAAAGCUCUACCGCUCUUGCGGCAACUGCAAGUCUCAAUGCAAGCGUAACGUCUACAUGGAGGGUGUCACCGCCAAGAAAGGUGGUGAGCUCGCCGGAAUCAACCUCACUUUCAAGGACACUGCCACCCUCAAGAACGUCUGCGCCGACGCCAAGACCAAAUGUCAGAUGUACAACGGCUGCGCUGGUGGUUGUGAGCCCUCCAAGGCCGGUACCUGCUCUGGCUAA